CAAACCUAAUGUUAGCCUUAGUUUAAACUGUACGAUGGCUGUUGAGUCACUCACUCCAGAUUGGGAAUUUGAUCGCUUUGACGACGGAUCUCAGAAAAUUCACACAGAAGUGCAGCUCAAAAAUUAUGCUAAGUUUUUGGAGGAGUACACAUCCCAGCUCAGAGGCAUCGAGGAAGCUCUGGAUGACUCUAUUGGAGAUGUGUGGGACUUCACUCUUGACCCCAUAGCUUUACAGCUUCUCCCUUAUGAGCAGGCCUCACUAUUGGAACUGAUUAAAACUGAUAAUAAGGUUCUUAAUAAAGUCAUCACCGUAUAUGCAGCUCUUUGCUGUGAAGUUAAACAGCUCAAGUAUGAGGCUGAAACCAAGUUCUACAAUGGCCUGCUGUACUAUGGUGAAGGAGUGUCAGACAGCAGUAUGGUGGAAGGGGAGUCCCAGAUCCAAAUGGGUCGAUUCAUCUCCUUUCUACAGGAGCUGUCAUGUUUCGUGUCCCGCUGCUUUGAGGUUGUGGUCAACGUUAUUCACCAGUUGGCUGCACUGUACAGCAACAACAAGGGUGCCACAAAAAUAAUUGAGUCCACUGGUGUACACUUUCAGACAGUCUAUGAGCAGCUGGGAGAGCUUCUGUUAGUUCUGAUUACUUUAGAUGAGAUUAUGGAGAAUCAUGCCACUCUGAGGGACCACUGGAAGAUGUACAAACGGUUGUUAAAGUCCGUCCACCACAACCCAUCCAAGUUUGCCAUCCCAGAGGAGAAACUGAAGCCUUUUGAGAAACUCUUACUGAAACUGGAGGGACAGCUUCUGGACGGCAUGAUUUUCCAGGCAUGUGUUGAGCAGAGGUUUGACAACCCUGGGGAGGGAGUAUCCGUCUCCAAAAACAGUGCCUUUGCAGAGGAGUUUGCCCUGAACAUUCGGACUAUCUUUGCCAACAUAGAGUCAAAGAUUGGCGAGCCGUCUGAGAUUGAUCAGAGGGAUAAGUAUGCAGGAGUCUGCGGCCUUUUUGUUCUGCAUUUCCACAUCUUCAGAACAGUUGACAAGAAGCUUUACAAGGCCUUGCUGGAUGUGUGCAAAAAGGUUCCUGCAGUGACUCUGACUGCUAACAUAAUAUGGUUUCCUGACUCCUUCCUGACCAAUAAAGUCCCAGCAGCAGCCAAACUGAUGGACAAGAAGAGUCUCCAGAGCAUUCGGACCCACCGCGACACCUUCCUACAGCAAAAGGCUCAGACACUAACCAAAGAUGUGCAGUCUUACUACGUGUUUGUCACAUCCUGGAUGAUGAAGAUGGAAGCCAUUGUGUCAAAGGAGCAGAGGUCUGAGAAACUUUCAGAGGACCUCAGCAACAGGUGCAAUGUGUUUAUACAGGGGAUCCUGUAUGCAUACAGCAUCAGUACCAUCAUCAAAACCACCAUGAACCUGUACAUGUCCAUGCAGAAACCCAUGACAAAGACCUCAGUGAAGGCCCUGUGUCGGCUGGUGGAACUGCUCAAGGCGAUAGAACACACCUUCCACAGGCGGUCUAUGAUAGUGGCCGACUCUGUCUCCCAUAUCACACAACAGCUGCAAACUCAGGCUCUCUCCUCCAUUAACACAGCAAAGAAAAGAGUGAUCUCUGAUAAGAAAUACAGCGAGCAGCGUCUGGACGUGCUGUCGGCUCUGGUGUUGGCGCAGAACACGCUGAACGGACCCAGCACCAGAGAGCGAAGACUGGUAGUGUCCCUGGCCCUCAGUGUGGGCACGCAGAUGAAAACUUUCAGGGAUGAGGAGCUGGUGCCAUUACAGCUUGUUCUGAAGAAACUGGACUUGAUUAGUGAACUGAGAGAGAGGGUCAAAGUGCAGUGUGACUGCAGUUUUCUGUACUGGCAUCGCGCAGUGUUCCCCAUCUACUUGGAUGAUGUGUACGAGAAUGCUGUGGACGCAGCCAGAAUACAUUACAUGUUUAGUGCCCUCAGAGACAGUGUACCAUCCAUGCUAUACGCCAAACACUUGGAAUCCUGCGACCAGCUGCUGGAAGCCUAUGAUACAGAGAUCAUGGAGGUCUUAAACGAGCAUUUACUGGACAAGUUAUGUAAGGAGAUAGAGAAGGACCUUCGGCUCUCUGUGCACACACACCUGAAGCUGGACGAUCGAAACCCUUUCAAAGUGGGCAUGAAGGACUUGGCCCACUUCUUCUCCCUCAAACCCAUUCGAUUCUUCAAUCGCUUUAUUGACAUCAAAGCCUAUGUGACUCAUUACCUAGACAAGACCUUUUAUAACCUGACCACAGUGGCUCUGCAUGACUGGGCCACAUACAGUGAGAUGAGAAACCUGGCAACCCAGCGCUACGGCCUCACCAUGACAGAGGCCCACCUACCCAGCCAGACCCUGGAGCAGGGACUGGACGUCUUGGAGAUCAUGAGGAACAUCCACGUGUUUGUCUCUCGCUACCUCUAUAACCUCAACAAUCAGAUCUUCAUCGAGAAGACCAGCAAUAACAAACACCUGAACACCAUCAACAUUCGCCACAUAGCCAACUCCAUCCGCACGCAUGGAACAGGCAUCAUGAACACUACGGUCAACUUCACAUAUCAGUUCCUUCGUAAGAAGUUCUACAUCUUUAGCCAAUUUAUGUAUGAUGAGCACAUUAAAUCCAGACUCAUUAAAGACAUCCGUUUCUUCAGAGAGACUAAAGAUCAGACAGAUCAGAAGUAUCCCUUUGAGAGAGCGGAGAAAUUUAACCGUGGUAUUAGAAAACUGGGCAUUACGCCAGAUGGCCAAAGCUACCUGGACCAGUUCAGACAACUCAUCAGCCAGAUCGGUAAUGCAAUGGGUUAUGUGCGUAUGAUUCGCUCCGGGGGUCUCCACUGCUGCAGCAGUGCCAUUAGGUUUGUUCCAGACCUUGAGGACAUUGUGAACUUUGAGGAGCUGGUGAAGGAGGAAGGCCUGUCAGAGGAAACUCAGAAAGCUGCCAGCCUACUGGACAGUGUGCUGGGAGACCUGACCAGUAACUCAGCAGAGGGGACAGAGUACUUCAAAAUGCUGGUGGACGUUUUUUCCCCCGAGUUCCGCAGCGCCAAGAACAUGCACUUGAGAAAUUUCUAUAUGAUUGUUCCUCCUCUGACUGUGAAUUUUGUGGAGCACUCCAUCAACUGUAAGGAGAAACUGAAUAAAAAGAACAAAGGAGGUGCAGCGUUCACAGACGAUGGCUUUGCCAUGGGGGUGGCCUACAUCCUAAAGCUGCUGGACCAGUAUCAGGAGUUUGACUCACUGCACUGGUUCCAGGCUGUCAGGGAGAAGUAUAUGAAGGAGAUGAGUGCAGUGGUGAAAGAACAGAAUGUUCAGUCCACCAGCCAGGAUGAGAAACUCAUGCAAACCAUGAACCUGACGCAGAAAAGGCUGGAUGUCUAUCUGCAGGAGUUUGAGCUUCUGUAUUUCUCAUUGAGCAGUGCUCGAAUCUUCUUCAGGGCUGACAAAACCGCGGCGGAGGAAACCCAGGAGAAGAAGGACAGAGAAGAGGCAAAAGCGGCAACUGGUUCCUCUUCGGCGGAGGCAGGUGCCUCCAGUGAGCCCAGUGCCAAGUGAGAUGGCCCAAGCCACACUCCGUGACCGGGACUCCGUCGGCUGUUGUUUGACUCAGACUGGAAAAUCACUUACUCAUAAGAGCUGUGAGUGUAUGGUAUUGGAACACGGCCUGGUUCUGUGAAUGGAAAACAAUCAUUCAAAUAAGAGUUAGAAUGUCCUGGAUCCUCGGAGAUACUCCCAGUUCCUCCAUCGGGCUUUACUGGUGAAAGAACGAGAAAUCUGGCUUGGAUGUUUGGUGGGUGUUGUUUUUUUUUUUUUUUUGUGGUUUUAUGCCAACUGCACUAAAAUUGGCUGGACUAGAUUUGGGAUUUGCAGCUGAUGUUUUAUUUGCUAAACAUCUGUGCUGUGUUAGUCGUCUGCCCCAGAGACAGUUCAGUACAUGUGACUGGCAGGUGCGUACCUAAAGAGAGAAGGCAUUUGGGUCAGAAUUUGAAUGUCUUUUCGUAUUCUCCUGUUGGAUACCAAGCAGAAUUUUUUUUUUUUAAUGGUACCAACAGUCAGUUACUCUUACAAGUGCUGUGGUUAAGACUCUGAGAGAUGAAGAAGCAGUUUCACCAACUGCAGAGAUUUAUUCAUCAGGUGACCGCGCCUGAGACGAUAGCUUGAAUCUUUGUCACGGAAAAUUGAAGUUUAUUUUUUUUUUGUAUUAUAUUAGUGUUUGAAUUUAAGUUACUUAAAAAAAACCAUCAUUUUUGUCUGAACUACAAAAAAGCUAUUUCUCAUGUGCAUUUUCUAAAUAACAUCCUAAAUGGUUGCCUUUAUUUUUAAUCUGAGGAAUUUCAGUAACACACCAUCCUAAAUCUAAAAACAUAAUUUUAACACUGUGACACCAGUCGAUCCAGGAUUAUAAGUUUUAUGUUUAUCUGUUUUUUGGUUUUGAUUUGCUGAAUUGUCAGUGUUUUGACCAGUACCAGAGAGAGAUGAAUUGUCGACCACUAACAUAGACUCUGCCUGAACAGGGACUCACCUUCCCUGUGAAUAAUAUGGAACAUUGAACGCCUUGCUGACUAAUCUCUGUGGUAAAAACAGCUCUAUAAAGAACCAUGAGUAUAUGAUUAAUAUAUAAUUAACAUGUUCUGUUCAUAUGAGAUGAUUCAUUGCUGCCUAAACUUUAUCAAGCUGUGGCCCUCAAUAGAAAAAAAAAAACUUAAUUUAAAUUGUUUUGGCAAAGGAAUAAACUUCCCUAAAUGAUUUCUUAUAUUUUGGAUGAAGAGUAAAUUUUGGAUUGAGAGAGAUACUUGAGUACUGCACUAACUUUGCUGCUGUAAUAACAUUACUGAGUAGCGCUUUAUAGUUGAGGGUUUGAAAAACAGGGUUAGUUCAUUCUGAAAACAUUCCCGCAUUAAUGUUUUUGUUUUUUUGUUUUGUUUUUUAAUAUUUUGUAAAAAUCAAGCAAUUAUAUGUAUUAACCAUCAUAUUUGCAGACAUGCAAACAUGACAUUAUUAAAGAGA
Messenger RNA from Chanos chanos (milkfish), 5008 nucleotides. RefSeq names its product WASH complex subunit 4 (gene washc4). Gene Ontology annotation, biological process: endosome organization; endosomal transport. Gene Ontology annotation, cellular component: WASH complex; endosome. The coding region runs from base 35 to 3556 and encodes 1173 amino acids. The transcript has 33 exons. The record is from RefSeq and is a predicted model, not a curated record. Lineage: Eukaryota; Metazoa; Chordata; Actinopteri; Gonorynchiformes; Chanidae.